Molecule: messenger RNA, 210 nt
Organism: Penicillium nucicola
Lineage: Eukaryota; Fungi; Ascomycota; Eurotiomycetes; Eurotiales; Aspergillaceae
Exons: 3
Coding region: 1-210 (69 amino acids)
Source: RefSeq, a predicted model, not a curated record
AUGCGUUUUUCCAUGAUUACCAUUGUGACCUUUAUCGGCCUGGCACUUGCCUCGCCUGUCGAAGUUGAAAAGAGAGUGGCUUAUGAACCUGACUGGACUCGCAGCCAACCAACAAUUGUUUCACACUCUGCAGAAUCGACGGUGGAAGUGGAGAUUACUGUCUCAAGAAGUGCUCUGGAAAUUAAAGCUCAGCUCUACCCCCGCGAAUAG